Arctia plantaginis is the source of this 2547-nucleotide messenger RNA. Lineage: Eukaryota; Metazoa; Arthropoda; Insecta; Lepidoptera; Erebidae. The record is from the annotation of a GenBank genome assembly.
AUGGAGAGUUACGUUGUAAUAUCAUUUAUUGGCGAAGGAUCUUUCGGCCGUGUUUUCAAAGCUAAACACAAGGAGACCGAUGCUAUAGUAGCACUAAAAGUUAUAAGAAAGAAAGGGCGAUCCUUAAAAGAUUUGAAGAAUCUCAGACAAGAGUGUGACAUACAGAGACAGUUAAAACAUCCAAACAUAAUUCGUAUGAUUGAUAGUUUUGAUACCGAAUCGGAGUUAGUUGUAGUGACAGAGUAUGCAGAAAAAGAGUUGCAUAGUAUAUUGGCUAAAGAAGGAUGUUUGAAUGAAGUUCAAGUGAAGAAAAUAACUUGGGAUCUAGUGUCAGCACUGUAUUAUUUGCAUUCACAUAGAGUGCUACACAGGGAUUUAAAGCCACAGAAUGUGUUGUUGGAUAGCUCUGGAUGUGCCAAACUGUGUGACUUUGGCCUGGCUAGAAUUAUGACAAAUGCAACACACAUUCUCACAUCUAUUAAAGGUACCCCAUUGUAUAUGGCACCAGAGUUAAUAGAGGAAAAGCCAUAUGAUCAUCAGGCUGACUUAUGGUCCCUCGGCUGCAUAGUAUAUGAACUGAUAGCGGGCCAGCCACCGUUCUGUACAAUGUCUAUAUGGCAGUUGGUGAGGAUGAUAAGGCACAAACCUGUACAGUGGCCUAGCUUCAUAAGUACUGAAGCCAGAUCAUUUCUGCAGGGUCUACUGCACAAAGAUCCAAUGAAAAGAAUGACCUGGCCUGAGAUACUAGAACAUCCAUUUGUUGCGGACCAUGUGACCAUACUCCCUGAAGAUGUACAAAGUGAAUCUCCAUUUACAAAACCAUUGACUCACAGUCAGCAAGAGGCUAAACAACUUCAGAGAGAAAAAGUCAGCAACAACACUAGGACUAUACCAGAAACAAAAGUUGAAACCAAAGAGCAUGACUUGCGCAAUGUACGAGUUAUGCAAGCAAUGGAAUGUGUACCAAUGUCUGAUGACGAUAGUGUCAGAGCUACCAGCGCGUUUAGUGUUAGAGAUAGUCUCAAAACUGAUGAUGAAGACCAAUCACAUCCCAUCACUGCUGCUAAUGCAAAACUACUCAGACACGAAUAUAAUGUACUUAAUAAUUCAAAUCUUGUUGUGUGUAACUUAGAAAAUAAUAUGGCGCAGCUUAUGGCAGCCAAUAAAAAACAAACAGACCGUAAUAAAAUGGAUAAAAUUGAUGAAGAAAAACCUCACAGUGAUAAAGAUAAGCCUGCUGAUGAAAUACAAUGUUCGAAUACUAGUACUCCAAGUAAACAAGCCAUUUUAGAAAUAAAACAAAAGGCGAAGUCUGUAGAUACUGCAUCACACAGUUUAGAGAAUCCUAAAAGUUCCACAAAAUGUAGCAGUGAUGUUAGUUCUGGUCUCAGUAAAAGUGUUCCACCUUCUUACAAACAAAAGUUUUUACAAUUUUCAAGAGAUAAACUCCGAUUUGGCAGUGGAGGAAAUAAAUUAACAAGAAGUAUCAAAAGGUCAUUUCAUUUUAGUACAAGUUGGGAUAAGAGUAAAAAUGAAACUCAAAGAAGAACUAGUGAACCUACUAUUGAAGUGCCAAGUCUUAUAGAUGAUAAAGAAAAAGGUUCCAAAGAAGAAAAAGACAAAGACAUUGAAAAAUGCGAAGUUAUAGAGGAGACGUCUGACGAUAAAGAAGUUGCAGACAAUGACAGGAUUCUCAGAUCUGAAGAUAAAAGUGAUGUCAAGGAACCCUCAUCAAUUGAAUUGGAAGAAUGGGAAGCAUUCCUCAACUCUAACAUUAGUGAAGUUAUGGAUGGUGAUGUGGAAUCUCUCACUCAACUGAAUAUGGUGAGCAUGGUGAUAGGUGUGGUGGGGAGUGCGGCGCGGGCGCGCGGCGGCGGGCGCGUGUGCGGCGCCGUGGCGGCGCUGCUGGCGCUGCCGGCGCUUGCGCACGCGCUGCCCCGACACACGCUGCUCAACAUACAAGACGUGUAUCUCGAAGCAAAAGUUGUGUACAAUUUCGUGGCAGCAAUCAAUACACUCAUGAAAGAUAGCACAGAUAAUGACGACGGAGCACAGGAGAGAGUGCAGGGCGUGGGGCGCAUGGUGGAGGUGUGCGCGUGGCUGUGCGUGCGCUCGUGCCGCGCCGUGCGCCAGCUCGCGGCGGCGCUCAGCGCCUACAGCGCCUGCCCCGUCUUCACGCACUUCUUGUCGCAUUAUUCGAAGUCGCCACGUAUUGUACUGAACAUCGUUGGACUCCUCAUAUCCGUACUUCAAGACUUACCUGAACACGCAGACGUAGUUGAAAAAAUACUUUUUGAAGAUGAAAACUUCAAUUUUAUGACUUUAUUAGAACAGCCCAGCGAUGCGUUGAGAAUGAGAGUCUGUAUUCUCAUUAGUUUAUUGUGUACGUUCUCUUGCACGGCAUUUUCUGUUGCCAUGAGUUCUAAAUGGAGUAAGAAAGAGUCUGGUUACUUGGAAGCAUUGCAUACGCAUUGUAACGUCACUUUAAAUAGAGCUGCGAGAUUAGCUACAAAAGAAUUGAGUAAUAUGCCUUUUUAUGUAAACUAG